Molecule: messenger RNA, 1221 nt
Organism: Rotaria sordida
Lineage: Eukaryota; Metazoa; Rotifera; Eurotatoria; Philodinida; Philodinidae
Source: the annotation of a GenBank genome assembly
AUGACAUCAAAUAUAAAUAAAAAUAAAGAAUUACUUAAUCGAUUAAUGAUAUUAGAAAAAUUUAUUGAACUUAAAUCAAAUGAAUGUGCUUAUUAUCGAAGUAAAGUUCAUCUUAUGCAAAUGAAUUCAUUUAAUUAUUCUCAAAUAAUUAGAAAAAAAUCAUCACUCAAACAAGAUUAUAAACAUAAUAAACGAUCUUCAAGUGAAGAUCUUAGUCAUAGUUCAAUAACAAGUCAAAAUCAUUCAACUAAUAUUGAUAAUAGAUAUCGAAGAAAUUCUGUACCAUUAUUGUUACAACAAAAAACAAAUUUAAAAAAAAAUUUAAAUAUUUCUCAUAUGAGUAAUACAUUAAUUCCAUUUGAUCAAUCUAUCAAAUCUAAACAUUUAACGCGGCGACAUCGUAAAAAAUUUCAUGAUAAAACUUAUGCAAAAAAUCAAAAUUAUUAUGAAGAUGUUAUUUCUCAUUCCAAUCAAAAACUAGUUAAUCCUAAUUCUUCUUUAUUAACAAAAGAUAAAAAUCUAAUCGAUCAAAUUCUCAUUUCAUAUAUAAAUAAACAAGUUCAACAAACUGUUUCUGCUCAUGCUAAAAAUAUUCAAUGUAAUGAUAAUGAUUUUCAUCCAAUAGAAUUAUCAUCAAAAUCUUCACCUAUUGUAUUAAUCAUUCGAUUACCAGAUCGUUUUAUAAAAAUACUUUUAGAAAAACAAAAAAAAAAUCUUAAAACACCAAAAUUAAAAGUUCAUAUAUCAUCUGAAUUACUUAAUAAAUUAUUUCAAUCAAAUCAUUUUAAUUCAAUAAUUCCACACAAAAAUCAAUUUACAAUUGAAUCACAAUAUGGUACAAUAGCAGCUUGUAUUCAUCAAGAUAAUUCAAAUGAUAUAGAAAAAUCUAAAAUUGUUCAUGUUAAAGCUGAAGUUAAAAAUCAUCACGAACAUCGAUUACCAAUUGUGAGACAUUUAGUACGAACGAGAAGUAAUGGUUCUGAAAGAAAAAAAAUUAUUGCCGAGAAAAAUCUCCAUACAAUCGCGCAAAAACAUCGAAUUUAUCGACGAAAAAAAAAAAAUUUACACAAAUCAUACAGUACAUCUCCUGAGGAAACUUAUUCGAGAAGAACUUCAUCGACUAAUGAGCCACAAUCAAUAGAAACACUACUAUCAUCAGAUCAAACGAGUAAUUCUAUUAGUGUUAAAAAUAAUCAAAUUAAGAAAAAUAAAAGAAAUUAA